CAAAAUUCCCACCGCUAUAUAUAAUGCCACCCAAAAAAGUCCUCAAAAACCACAAAAACUCAUCGAAGCAAAAUCGAAAAUGUCGUCUCAAGAAACCAAAAAAGAUCAAAGAGAAGGAGCAGAGAUCUGCAAUGGCGGAUCAAUCUGCAAACAAAAAGCCAACGAGAUCUUAUCGACGAUGAAUCUACCAAAAGGACUUCUACCACUAGACGACAUGACAGAGAUCGGUCACAACAAAUCAACCGGUUAUGUCUGGAUCAAGAUCAAGAACAAGGUCCAGCAUCGGUUCAAAGCCAUCGGGAGAAACGUGUCGUACGACUCUGAAGUCACUGCGUUCGUUGAGAACCGUCGGAUGCGUCAGCUCACGGGAAUCAAGAGCAAAGAGAUUUUGAUUUGGGUUACCAUCUCUGAGAUCUUUGUUAAUGAUCAAGAUCCGACUAAAAUCACUUUUGCUAAUCCUACGGGUCUGUCACGUACUUUCCCCGUCACUGCUUUUGAAGAAGACUAGUGAGAUUCAUUUGUCAACGCUCUUUAUGAUCAUACCUUUGCUUAGCUUAAUGAUCUAUAAAUUGUAUUUUUUUUUUCCAACACAUCUUGUUUUAUUCCUUUAAUAUUUACAAUUAGAGUUUUUAUAAAUUAAAAAAAUUAGUUUUCGGACCAAAUAUGUGAAACUGCGGAAUUUACAGAUCGAUACUUCUAAAUGGUCGAAACUUAUAUAAUCCUAGAAUAACUAGUUAAUAAUGUGAAUCAUUUUAAAUUUAAUAUUAUAGUUUCGAUAUCUUUCAUUUAUAAAUGUGGUAAUCUAGAGAAUUAUCCACUUUUUAUU
Molecule: messenger RNA, 826 nt
Organism: Capsella rubella
Lineage: Eukaryota; Viridiplantae; Streptophyta; Magnoliopsida; Brassicales; Brassicaceae
Exons: 1
Coding region: 80-508 (142 amino acids)
Source: RefSeq, a predicted model, not a curated record